Selaginella moellendorffii is the source of this 2178-nucleotide messenger RNA. Its product is annotated as protein kinase and PP2C-like domain-containing protein. The transcript is spliced from 10 exons. Gene Ontology annotation, molecular function: protein kinase activity; ATP binding. Bases 28 to 1953 code for a protein of 641 amino acids. Gene Ontology annotation, biological process: protein phosphorylation. NCBI's taxonomy places the organism in Eukaryota, Viridiplantae, Streptophyta, Lycopodiopsida, Selaginellales, Selaginellaceae. The record is from RefSeq and is a predicted model, not a curated record.
CGAUUUCUAGUAGGGGAAGGAAAAAGAAUGAGGGAAUUACAAGGCGAUGGGGCCGUGGGGAUCCGCCAGUGCUUUAGAGGAUGCUGCUAUAGCGAGAGCAUUCCACUGGCGGUGUCAAGAUCGAGCAUCAAGCUCAACGAGGAAAUCGCCCGCGGUGCCGAGAGCGUCGUCUAUGACGCCAGGCUGAAUGAAAAGAUCGUCGCAGCGAAGAAACCUCGCCUGUCCACGGCGGAUGAUCUCGAUCGAUUCCACACGGAAUUGCAGCUUCUAACGAAGCUAAAGCAUCCAAGAAUUUCUACGCUGCUUGCGGCUCAUGCGCACCCUCCAGAUUAUCUCUUCCUGUUCAAGUUCUAUGAGCAUGGAAAUCUCUUCCAUGCUCUCCACGCUCGAGAAGUUAACUUCACUACACAACAGAUGCUUAAGAUCACGAUCCAGCUUGCCAGUGCGUUGGAAUAUCUUCAUUGUCAUGGAAUUGUGCACAGAGAUGUAAAGCCAGCCAACAUUCUUCUUGACAACAACUGGGACGCACAUCUCUCAGAUUUUGGCCUUGCGUGCUACGUAGACGAUUUGAAACGCCUGGACUCGACGAACUGGAAGUCGCAAGGAAAGCCAACUGGAGGCUUCCACAAGAAGAACAUGGUCGGCACACUUUUAUACAUGGCUCCGGAAGUUCUCAACAAGGAAACUCAAACCACGAAGUCAGAUGUUUAUGCUUUUGCCAUCACAGUCAACGAGCUCUUCACUGGUGUAGUACCUUACACCGACAGAAAGACUGAAGCCCAGGCACACACAGUUUUGGAGAUGAAUUACACCGAGCAGCAACUUUCGGCCGCUAUAACUUCCGAGGGCCUCAGGCCUGUUCUUGCGAGCGAGGCAAACGGCUGUCCCGUCGCACUCUCAUCUCUGAUAGAGCAGUCAUGGCAUCGUGAUCCUUCUCGGCGGCCUUCUUUCGAGAUUAUCGUUGAGAGGCUCCAGCAAAUGCUCUCGUCGCUGGAAGAAGUUCCAUCGCAGGAAUUCACGGUGAAAAAGCCUCCGAAGACUUCGAUCCCGAUGGAGAACAUAGACUGGGCUGCGAGAGCACAGGAUCACUGCGAGGAUACCAGUGAAGUUGCUCAGCUUUGCCAGGAGUUUCGUUCCAGGGAUUUGGUGUAUACGCCAACUUUAUCUUGGGGGAUAUUUCGUACGCGGGGUGGACGAGAGACAAUGGAGGACAGGCAUUUUUUGUUGCCAAAUUUCAGUGGCUCCAAGGACAUCCAUGCAUUCGGAGUUUUUGACGGGCACAGAGGCUAUGAAGCAGCUGAGUUUGCGUCUCGCGCAGUUCCUAGCUUUUUGCGGGGCUCAUCGUCCAAGCCCGAAGAGGCACUGUCUCUAGCUUUUACGAGGACAGACUCGGCCUUCCAGUUUGAGGUUGAGAGCGAGAGAGGCUCGAGAGAGAACUGGAAUCCAGGAUGCACUGCUCUAACAGCAUUGUUGAUCAACGACAGAGUUUUUGUGGCCAACGCUGGAGACUGUCGAGCUCUGUUGUGUCGUGACGGCCAGCCGUUUCCUCUAAGCAAGGAUCAUCUUGCUAGUGAUCCGAUCGAGAGAACCCGAGUCGUAAACUCUGGUGGAUCAGUGCAAUGGCAAGUUGAUACGUGGCGAGUUGGCUCUGCAGGACUCCAGGUGACUCGAUCAAUUGGUGAUAACGAUCUUAAACCAGCAGUGACUGCCAAGCCGGAUAUCACUGUGAGCUCCUUGUCAGCUGACGACGAAUUCCUGGUGAUGGCUACUGAUGGACUAUGGGACACUGUAAGCAACGAGCUUGCAAUAUCACUGAUCAGGGACACAGUUAAAGACCCAGCAAUGUGUGCGAAGAGGCUAGCCACGGAGGCUGUGGAGAGAGGAAGCCGGGACAACAUAACAGUCAUCGUGAUCUUUCUACGUCCAGUUUCCACAAUCGAGAGAAUAUAUUAAGCUAGGAGAACAUGGAAAAGUUCUUGACACCGGGUCCUCGACAAUUCCAGGGCCAAAUUCAACACUUGGAUGCUGCUUCGGUCCAAGCCUAUAAAGCUCCCAAAUGUAACACUUGUAAGCAAGCUAAAAGCAUUGACAAUUAAAGAGCUGAAUCUAGCUGACAUCAGAAAAACAUGUAUAUUGCGCAGAGGCUCAUCACACUAAUAAAUUAAAGAUAUUUAAUUA